Molecule: messenger RNA, 9066 nt
Organism: Parnassius mnemosyne (clouded apollo)
Lineage: Eukaryota; Metazoa; Arthropoda; Insecta; Lepidoptera; Papilionidae
Source: the annotation of a GenBank genome assembly
AUGUAUUGUUGCUCAUUCCUUUCACGGCUGGGCGUCGGGAUGGCGAGCAUGAGUUCCACGCUCGUCGAGACCGUCUCCAUCAACUAUGAGGAUUUUAAUGAGAGCUUCCUCACAUGCGGCACCUGUCUAUGCACUUAUGAUGGAGGCGAACAUACACCAAAGCUUUUGCCAUGUUCCCACACUGUAUGCUUACAUUGCCUAACUCGAAUAGCUGCAUCACAAACAAGGGAUGCUGGAAGCUUUCGAUGUCCCAUUUGUCGCGAGUUGAUUACCAUACCACGUGGUGGUGUGCCAGCAUUACCACCUUCAUUUCUCGUCAAUCAGUUACUUGACUUAAUGGCAAGACAACGAAGAGAAGUAAUACCUCAGUGUAGCUCUCAUCCUGGCAGAGAGCUCUUAUUUUGUGAGACUUGUGAUUGUGUUUUCUGUCGUCAUUGCGCCGACGGCCCACAUAGCGACACACCCUGUGAUCAUACUGUAGUGCCAUUCUCAAUUGCCUUAAAAAGAAUGUCAGAGAUAUUGUUGUAUAGAGCCAAUGAAUGCCUUAGUAAACUAGGUUCUGCUAGAGAAGCUGUUGCAAGUGAGCUAAGAAGGCUAGAAGCAGCCGCUACUGCAGCGGAGGAAGCAAUUGACAGACAUUUUGCGGAACUUAAAGCAGCAUUAGAUAAACGUCACAGUGAGCUGAAGUCAGCUGCGGCAGCCGCUGCUACGCAUAAACGGAAGUUGCUUGAAGAACAACUAAAGUUGAUUGAUGCUGAAACAUCCAAAGUUGAAGCAGAAUGUUCAGGUCUCCAGCAACAAGUAGAAGUUCGCGAGGUUAGCAGCCGCGCGGCAGCAUUAGGUGCGCGACUUGGUGACGCAGCCGCUUUGGCUGAACCGAGAGAGAAUGCCUUUUUAGCCGUCGAUUUCGCCCACAAUGACGCCCAGCAGAGGUUCGUUGAGGCGUUGGCUGAAUUAGGACGGGUGCGGACCAGUACAACGUUCCCCGGCUUGUGUACACUACAAUUAGAGUCUGCGUGCGUGUGCGGGCUGGAGGUGUCGGUGGUGCUGCGCACGGUGGACUACCACGGCGAGCCGCGCAGCACGGGCGGCGACCCGGUCAGCGCGGCCGCCACGCUCGACGACGCGCCGCUGCCCUGCGCCGUCGCGGACCUCGACUCCGGCCUCUACCGGAUCACGAUGCGUCCAUGGAGCGCGGGCGCGCUGUGCGUGCGCGUGCUGGUGUUCGCGCGCGCGGUGCGCGACUCGCCGCUGCGCGCGCCCGUGCUGCCCGCCGCCGCGCCGCUGCUCGUGUGGGGCUCGCGCGGCACCGGCAAGGACCAGCUCAGCCAGCCCGUCGCCGUCGCCAGGUACAAUGAUCCACCUAUAGACUCGCCGCUGCGCGCGCCCGUGCUGCCCGCCGCCGCGCCGCUGCUCGUGUGGGGCUCGCGCGGCACCGGCAAGGACCAGCUCAGCCAGCCCGUCGCCGUCGCCAGGUACAAUGAUCCACCUAUAGACUCGCCGCUGCGCGCGCCCGUGCUGCCCGCCGCCGCGCCGCUGCUCGUGUGGGGCUCGCGCGGCACCGGCAAGGACCAGCUCAGCCAGCCCGUCGCCGUCGCCAGGUACAAUGAUCCACCUAUAGACUCGCCGCUGCGCGCGCCCGUGCUGCCCGCCGCCGCGCCGCUGCUCGUGUGGGGCUCGCGCGGCACCGGCAAGGACCAGCUCAGCCAGCCCGUCGCCGUCGCCAGGUACAAUGAUCCACCUAUAGACUCGCCGCUGCGCGCGCCCGUGCUGCCCGCCGCCGCGCCGCUGCUCGUGUGGGGCUCGCGCGGCACCGGCAAGGACCAGCUCAGCCAGCCCGUCGCCGUCGCCAGGUACAAUGAUCCACCUAUAGACUCGCCGCUGCGCGCGCCCGUGCUGCCCGCCGCCGCGCCGCUGCUCGUGUGGGGCUCGCGCGGCACCGGCAAGGACCAGCUCAGCCAGCCCGUCGCCGUCGCCAGGUACAAUGAUCCACCUAUAGACUCGCCGCUGCGCGCGCCCGUGCUGCCCGCCGCCGCGCCGCUGCUCGUGUGGGGCUCGCGCGGCACCGGCAAGGACCAGCUCAGCCAGCCCGUCGCCGUCGCCAGGUACAAUGAUCCACCUAUAGACUCGCCGCUGCGCGCGCCCGUGCUGCCCGCCGCCGCGCCGCUGCUCGUGUGGGGCUCGCGCGGCACCGGCAAGGACCAGCUCAGCCAGCCCGUCGCCGUCGCCAGGUACAAUGAUCCACCUAUAGACUCGCCGCUGCGCGCGCCCGUGCUGCCCGCCGCCGCGCCGCUGCUCGUGUGGGGCUCGCGCGGCACCGGCAAGGACCAGCUCAGCCAGCCCGUCGCCGUCGCCAGGUACAAUGAUCCACCUAUAGACUCGCCGCUGCGCGCGCCCGUGCUGCCCGCCGCCGCGCCGCUGCUCGUGUGGGGCUCGCGCGGCACCGGCAAGGACCAGCUCAGCCAGCCCGUCGCCGUCGCCAGGUACAAUGAUCCACCUAUAGACUCGCCGCUGCGCGCGCCCGUGCUGCCCGCCGCCGCGCCGCUGCUCGUGUGGGGCUCGCGCGGCACCGGCAAGGACCAGCUCAGCCAGCCCGUCGCCGUCGCCAGGUACAAUGAUCCACCUAUAGACUCGCCGCUGCGCGCGCCCGUGCUGCCCGCCGCCGCGCCGCUGCUCGUGUGGGGCUCGCGCGGCACCGGCAAGGACCAGCUCAGCCAGCCCGUCGCCGUCGCCAGGUACAAUGAUCCACCUAUAGACUCGCCGCUGCGCGCGCCCGUGCUGCCCGCCGCCGCGCCGCUGCUCGUGUGGGGCUCGCGCGGCACCGGCAAGGACCAGCUCAGCCAGCCCGUCGCCGUCGCCAGGUACAAUGAUCCACCUAUAGACUCGCCGCUGCGCGCGCCCGUGCUGCCCGCCGCCGCGCCGCUGCUCGUGUGGGGCUCGCGCGGCACCGGCAAGGACCAGCUCAGCCAGCCCGUCGCCGUCGCCAGGUACAAUGAUCCACCUAUAGACUCGCCGCUGCGCGCGCCCGUGCUGCCCGCCGCCGCGCCGCUGCUCGUGUGGGGCUCGCGCGGCACCGGCAAGGACCAGCUCAGCCAGCCCGUCGCCGUCGCCAGGUACAAUGAUCCACCUAUAGACUCGCCGCUGCGCGCGCCCGUGCUGCCCGCCGCCGCGCCGCUGCUCGUGUGGGGCUCGCGCGGCACCGGCAAGGACCAGCUCAGCCAGCCCGUCGCCGUCGCCAGGUACAAUGAUCCACCUAUAGACUCGCCGCUGCGCGCGCCCGUGCUGCCCGCCGCCGCGCCGCUGCUCGUGUGGGGCUCGCGCGGCACCGGCAAGGACCAGCUCAGCCAGCCCGUCGCCGUCGCCAGGUACAAUGAUCCACCUAUAGACUCGCCGCUGCGCGCGCCCGUGCUGCCCGCCGCCGCGCCGCUGCUCGUGUGGGGCUCGCGCGGCACCGGCAAGGACCAGCUCAGCCAGCCCGUCGCCGUCGCCAGGUACAAUGAUCCACCUAUAGACUCGCCGCUGCGCGCGCCCGUGCUGCCCGCCGCCGCGCCGCUGCUCGUGUGGGGCUCGCGCGGCACCGGCAAGGACCAGCUCAGCCAGCCCGUCGCCGUCGCCAGGUACAAUGAUCCACCUAUAGACUCGCCGCUGCGCGCGCCCGUGCUGCCCGCCGCCGCGCCGCUGCUCGUGUGGGGCUCGCGCGGCACCGGCAAGGACCAGCUCAGCCAGCCCGUCGCCGUCGCCAGGUACAAUGAUCCACCUAUAGACUCGCCGCUGCGCGCGCCCGUGCUGCCCGCCGCCGCGCCGCUGCUCGUGUGGGGCUCGCGCGGCACCGGCAAGGACCAGCUCAGCCAGCCCGUCGCCGUCGCCAGGUACAAUGAUCCACCUAUAGACUCGCCGCUGCGCGCGCCCGUGCUGCCCGCCGCCGCGCCGCUGCUCGUGUGGGGCUCGCGCGGCACCGGCAAGGACCAGCUCAGCCAGCCCGUCGCCGUCGCCAGGUACAAUGAUCCACCUAUAGACUCGCCGCUGCGCGCGCCCGUGCUGCCCGCCGCCGCGCCGCUGCUCGUGUGGGGCUCGCGCGGCACCGGCAAGGACCAGCUCAGCCAGCCCGUCGCCGUCGCCAGGUACAAUGAUCCACCUAUAGACUCGCCGCUGCGCGCGCCCGUGCUGCCCGCCGCCGCGCCGCUGCUCGUGUGGGGCUCGCGCGGCACCGGCAAGGACCAGCUCAGCCAGCCCGUCGCCGUCGCCAGGUACAAUGAUCCACCUAUAGACUCGCCGCUGCGCGCGCCCGUGCUGCCCGCCGCCGCGCCGCUGCUCGUGUGGGGCUCGCGCGGCACCGGCAAGGACCAGCUCAGCCAGCCCGUCGCCGUCGCCAGGUACAAUGAUCCACCUAUAGACUCGCCGCUGCGCGCGCCCGUGCUGCCCGCCGCCGCGCCGCUGCUCGUGUGGGGCUCGCGCGGCACCGGCAAGGACCAGCUCAGCCAGCCCGUCGCCGUCGCCAGGUACAAUGAUCCACCUAUAGACUCGCCGCUGCGCGCGCCCGUGCUGCCCGCCGCCGCGCCGCUGCUCGUGUGGGGCUCGCGCGGCACCGGCAAGGACCAGCUCAGCCAGCCCGUCGCCGUCGCCAGGUACAAUGAUCCACCUAUAGACUCGCCGCUGCGCGCGCCCGUGCUGCCCGCCGCCGCGCCGCUGCUCGUGUGGGGCUCGCGCGGCACCGGCAAGGACCAGCUCAGCCAGCCCGUCGCCGUCGCCAGGUACAAUGAUCCACCUAUAGACUCGCCGCUGCGCGCGCCCGUGCUGCCCGCCGCCGCGCCGCUGCUCGUGUGGGGCUCGCGCGGCACCGGCAAGGACCAGCUCAGCCAGCCCGUCGCCGUCGCCAGGUACAAUGAUCCACCUAUAGACUCGCCGCUGCGCGCGCCCGUGCUGCCCGCCGCCGCGCCGCUGCUCGUGUGGGGCUCGCGCGGCACCGGCAAGGACCAGCUCAGCCAGCCCGUCGCCGUCGCCAGGUACAAUGAUCCACCUAUAGACUCGCCGCUGCGCGCGCCCGUGCUGCCCGCCGCCGCGCCGCUGCUCGUGUGGGGCUCGCGCGGCACCGGCAAGGACCAGCUCAGCCAGCCCGUCGCCGUCGCCAGAUACAAUGAUCCACCUAUAGACUCGCCGCUGCGCGCGCCCGUGCUGCCCGCCGCCGCGCCGCUGCUCGUGUGGGGCUCGCGCGGCACCGGCAAGGACCAGCUCAGCCAGCCCGUCGCCGUCGCCAGGUACAAUGAUCCACCUAUAGACUCGCCGCUGCGCGCGCCCGUGCUGCCCGCCGCCGCGCCGCUGCUCGUGUGGGGCUCGCGCGGCACCGGCAAGGACCAGCUCAGCCAGCCCGUCGCCGUCGCCAGGUACAAUGAUCCACCUAUAGACUCGCCGCUGCGCGCGCCCGUGCUGCCCGCCGCCGCGCCGCUGCUCGUGUGGAGCUCGCGCGGCACCGGCAAGGACCAGCUCAGCCAGCCCGUCGCCGUCGCCAGGUACAAUGAUCCACCUAUAGACUCGCCGCUGCGCGCGCCCGUGCUGCCCGCCGCCGCGCCGCUGCUCGUGUGGGGCUCGCGCGGCACCGGCAAGGACCAGCUCAGCCAGCCCGUCGCCGUCGCCAGGUACAAUGAUCCACCUAUAGACUCGCCGCUGCGCGCGCCCGUGCUGCCCGCCGCCGCGCCGCUGCUCGUGUGGGGCUCGCGCGGCACCGGCAAGGACCAGCUCAGCCAGCCCGUCGCCGUCGCCAGGUACAAUGAUCCACCUAUAGACACGCCGCUGCGCGCGCCCGUGCUGCCCGCCGCCGCGCCGCUGCUCGUGUGGGGCUCGCGCGGCACCGGCAAGGACCAGCUCAGCCAGCCCGUCGCCGUCGCCAGGUACAAUGAUCCACCUAUAGACUCGCCGCUGCGCGCGCCCGUGCUGCCCGCCGCCGCGCCGCUGCUCGUGUGGGGCUCGCGCGGCACCGGCAAGGACCAGCUCAGCCAGCCCGUCGCCGUCGCCAGGUACAAUGAUCCACCUAUAGACUCGCCGCUGCGCGCGCCCGUGCUGCCCGCCGCCGCGCCGCUGCUCGUGUGGGGCUCGCGCGGCACCGGCAAGGACCAGCUCAGCCAGCCCGUCGCCGUCGCCAGGUACAAUGAUCCACCUAUAGACUCGCCGCUGCGCGCGCCCGUGCUGCCCGCCGCCGCGCCGCUGCUCGUGUGGGGCUCGCGCGGCACCGGCAAGGACCAGCUCAGCCAGCCCGUCGCCGUCGCCAGGUACAAUGAUCCACCUAUAGACUCGCCGCUGCGCGCGCCCGUGCUGCCCGCCGCCGCGCCGCUGCUCGUGUGGGGCUCGCGCGGCACCGGCAAGGACCAGCUCAGCCAGCCCGUCGCCGUCGCCAGGUACAAUGAUCCACCUAUAGACUCGCCGCUGCGCGCGCCCGUGCUGCCCGCCGCCGCGCCGCUGCUCGUGUGGGGCUCGCGCGGCACCGGCAAGGACCAGCUCAGCCAGCCCGUCGCCGUCGCCAGGUACAAUGAUCCACCUAUAGACUCGCCGCUGCGCGCGCCCGUGCUGCCCGCCGCCGCGCCGCUGCUCGUGUGGGGCUCGCGCGGCACCGGCAAGGACCAGCUCAGCCAGCCCGUCGCCGUCGCCAGGUACAAUGAUCCACCUAUAGACUCGCCGCUGCGCGCGCCCGUGCUGCCCGCCGCCGCGCCGCUGCUCGUGUGGGGCUCGCGCGGCACCGGCAAGGACCAGCUCAGCCAGCCCGUCGCCGUCGCCAGGUACAAUGAUCCACCUAUAGACUCGCCGCUGCGCGCGCCCGUGCUGCCCGCCGCCGCGCCGCUGCUCGUGUGGGGCUCGCGCGGCACCGGCAAGGACCAGCUCAGCCAGCCCGUCGCCGUCGCCAGGUACAAUGAUCCACCUAUAGACUCGCCGCUGCGCGCGCCCGUGCUGCCCGCCGCCGCGCCGCUGCUCGUGUGGGGCUCGCGCGGCACCGGCAAGGACCAGCUCAGCCAGCCCGUCGCCGUCGCCAGGUACAAUGAUCCACCUAUAGACUCGCCGCUGCGCGCGCCCGUGCUGCCCGCCGCCGCGCCGCUGCUCGUGUGGGGCUCGCGCGGCACCGGCAAGGACCAGCUCAGCCAGCCCGUCGCCGUCGCCAGGUACAAUGAUCCACCUAUAGACUCGCCGCUGCGCGCGCCCGUGCUGCCCGCCGCCGCGCCGCUGCUCGUGUGGGGCUCGCGCGGCACCGGCAAGGACCAGCUCAGCCAGCCCGUCGCCGUCGCCAGGUACAAUGAUCCACCUAUAGACUCGCCGCUGCGCGCGCCCGUGCUGCCCGCCGCCGCGCCGCUGCUCGUGUGGGGCUCGCGCGGCACCGGCAAGGACCAGCUCAGCCAGCCCGUCGCCGUCGCCAGGUACAAUGAUCCACCUAUAGACUCGCCGCUGCGCGCGCCCGUGCUGCCCGCCGCCGCGCCGCUGCUCGUGUGGGGCUCGCGCGGCACCGGCAAGGACCAGCUCAGCCAGCCCGUCGCCGUCGCCAGGUACAAUGAUCCACCUAUAGACUCGCCGCUGCGCGCGCCCGUGCUGCCCGCCGCCGCGCCGCUGCUCGUGUGGGGCUCGCGCGGCACCGGCAAGGACCAGCUCAGCCAGCCCGUCGCCGUCGCCAGGUACAAUGAUCCACCUAUAGACUCGCCGCUGCGCGCGCCCGUGCUGCCCGCCGCCGCGCCGCUGCUCGUGUGGGGCUCGCGCGGCACCGGCAAGGACCAGCUCAGCCAGCCCGUCGCCGUCGCCAGGUACAAUGAUCCACCUAUAGACUCGCCGCUGCGCGCGCCCGUGCUGCCCGCCGCCGCGCCGCUGCUCGUGUGGGGCUCGCGCGGCACCGGCAAGGACCAGCUCAGCCAGCCCGUCGCCGUCGCCAGGUACAAUGAUCCACCUAUAGACUCGCCGCUGCGCGCGCCCGUGCUGCCCGCCGCCGCGCCGCUGCUCGUGUGGGGCUCGCGCGGCACCGGCAAGGACCAGCUCAGCCAGCCCGUCGCCGUCGCCAGGUACAAUGAUCCACCUAUAGACUCGCCGCUGCGCGCGCCCGUGCUGCCCGCCGCCGCGCCGCUGCUCGUGUGGGGCUCGCGCGGCACCGGCAAGGACCAGCUCAGCCAGCCCGUCGCCGUCGCCAGGUACAAUGAUCCACCUAUAGACUCGCCGCUGCGCGCGCCCGUGCUGCCCGCCGCCGCGCCGCUGCUCGUGUGGGGCUCGCGCGGCACCGGCAAGGACCAGCUCAGCCAGCCCGUCGCCGUCGCCAGAUGCCCAAAGAGACGCGAAAUCUAUGUGCUGGAUGCCGGCAACUCAAGGGUCAAGGUGUUAGAUGACGAAACAUUCGCUUUUAAAACGCAUAUUGUAAAUGAAGGAUUAGCGGGUCGUAGUUGUACAGGGAUUGCGGUAACAGCGGAAGGAGUGGUAGCCGUUAAUUGGCGGACACGCACUUUAACCGAGGUGCGAAUAGAUGGGUCGACGGUGCGAACGAUCCGGUCGGAGCGGCUGGUAGAGCCGGUGUGCGUGGCGGCCGACGUGCCCUCACGCCGCCUCGCCGUCGCCGACAACGGCGCACGAGCCGUCUUCAUCUUCGACGCACACGGCAACAUCGAGCGAGAGAUCGGCAAUGGUGAACUAGGGCUUGUCGGAGGCCUGGCUUUAUCCGAAGACAUGAUUAUCAUAGCUGAUGUUGCCGUACGGAUUUACGACUCUGAGGGGAAUUUGAAAAACACAUUAGCACCAGUGCCUAAAGGUCGCGGCGGGUACGGCGGCGUGGCGCUGGAGCGGUGCGCGGGCUGCUCGGGCUGUUCGGGCUGGGUGAUCGUGUGCACGCGCGCGGUGCGCGGCCGGCCGGCGCUGCUGGCGCUGGAGGCGUGCGAGGCGGGCGGGGCGGCGGGCGGCGCGGCGGGCGGGCAGGCGGGCGGGCGCGUGCUGGCGGCGUGCGAGCUGGCCGAGCGCCGGCCGCGCCGCGUGGCCGGCCUGGCGCUGCUGCCGCGCCGCCGCGCGCUGCUCGCCGACCUGGCCGGCGACUGCCUGCGCCUGCACGCCUACUGGUGA